CUUAGUCAGGUACAAAAAAAACACACACAGACACACAACAAUAUAUGUGAGCGAGCCGAGGAUGGCGGAUUCGGGAAGUGAAGAAGCGGCGGUGAUUGAGAAUCCCGAGGUCGCUCCCGAGGAGAUGCAGCAGGAUACCGGCGGCACGGGUGAUGGAUCAAGUUUACUGAAGAAAAUGGAGAUCAGUGUUUCUGAAGCAGAAAAAAGAACGGGGAAGAAUACGAUGAACAUGCAGGAGACCUAUACAGUGUACCUAAUUGAAACCCGGUCAGUUGAAGCUUUAAAUGAGGGACAAAGUCCUGCACCAGACACGCUCUGGAGACGAUACAGUGAAUUUGAAUUGUUAAGGAACUAUUUAUUAGUUACUUAUUCCUAUAUUGUUGUCCCUCCGUUACCGGAGAAAAGGGCAGAGUUUGUUUGGCAUAAGCUGUCAGCUGACAACAUGGAUCCUGAUUUUGUGGAAAGAAGAAGAAUUGGGCUAGAGAAUUUCUUGCUUCGUAUUGCUGCACAUUCAGUACUCUCCAAAGACAACAUUUUUUAUUUAUUUUUAACGCAGGAAAAUGGAUGGAAAGAUGUAGUUUAUGAUACAGGAUUCCAAGCAAAGGCAGAUUCCAGAUUGAAAGCUCUUAAUGCAACCUUUCGGGUAAAAAAUCCGGAGAAGAGAUUUACAGAGCUGAAGCACUACAGUGAUGAACUGCAAUCCGUCAUAUCACAUUUGCUUCGUGUAAGAGCUAGAGUUGCAGACCGCCUUUAUGGAGUGUACAAAGUUCAUGGAAACUAUGGAAGAGUGUUCAGUGAAUGGAGUGCCAUAGAGAAGGAGAUGGGUGAUGGACUACAGAGUGCAGGGCACCACAUGGACGCUUAUGCUGCUUCGGUUGAUGAUAUACUAGAAGAAGAAGAACACUACGCAGACCAAUUGAAGGAGUAUCUUUUCUAUUCGGAAGCUCUCAGGACAGUCUGUAGAAAACAUGAGUUACUACAGUAUGAGCUGGAAGUGGCUGCACUGGAUCUGGUCUCAAAGAAACAGCAGCGGGAAGAACUGGCUACUGGGACUGUAAGGACAUUUUCUUUGAAAGGGAUGACAAGCAAACUGUUUGGACAGGAGACGCCAGAGCAGAGGGAAGCCAAGUUAAAGGUUUUAGAAGAGCAGAUAACGGAGGGAGAAGAGUUUGUGAAGUCAAAAACUUUGGAAUGCGAAGAAUAUGUCCAGAAUGCCUGGAUUGACAUUGAACGGUUUAAAGAGCAAAAAAAUCAAGACUUGAAAGAAGCACUUAUUAGUUACGCAGUCAUGCAGAUCAGCAUGUGUAAGAAGGGAAUCCAAGUGUGGACCAAUGCUAAAGAAUGUUUCAGCAAGAUGUGAAACUGACUCCAAAGUACAAUGGCUUCAGCAAGGCAGCGUUUAUCAUAAAUAAAACAAGCCUUGUAAGAGAAGCCAAGAAACUGUUAGUAUUGUAAUAACACACAAGACAUUUUCAUUCCGAACACUAUGGGUUUUAUUAGUAAUAAUCGUCUAUUCCAAAUUAUAAAUAGUGUUCAAACAAAAGGCACAACAUAAUUAGUGUUCAUAAUUAAAGUAAGAUUCUCUUGGAAAUGUGAAAAUGAAUGACACAAUAAAUGACCUUGCCUAAACAAAAAGAAGAAAAAAAAAUCCCAUCCCAGGCAGUGUUAAACCAUAAAUUAUGUAGGUUAAGAUUAUUUCCAUAUGUACAGAGAGAUGCCAGUUUUCUUUCAAAACCUAUGUAAGCUAUCUGAGGUUUUUGAAAAAUUGGGUUUGGCAAUUGUUCUAACCUCAAAAUAAUUUUGGAUUCCAGAGCACACAGUUAUGAUGAAUUAUUGGUAACUACUUCAACUAUUGUUGAUUUUCUGAGUAAAUGUAUGAAACUGUAUUCUAAAAGUACACAUUUUGUUUGUAUUCUUUGUUCAGCUCAUAAAAUCAUAACAGAGUAAAUGUACGAUUUCAGUAUAGCCUUGUACACAUGUGACUGGUUGCAUAUUUUAAUUGGUUAUAGUUCAGCUCAUAUGUCUUAUUAAUUAAUAUGUAAAAUCAUAGAGCAAAGAUUUGUUUAUCUAAUGCACCUACAAGCAUGUAACUUUCCAAAAGGUGCUUAUUUGCACAAGAAUGAAUCUAUUUGAAAAAUACUAAACCUGCUGUCAUUUUUUUUACCUGUAAUGGUUUGAAGUUUAUAUUUAGAGAAUUUUUGAUACUCCUAUCUAUGCUUUAAAUGUGACAUUUCAGUAGAUUCCAUUAAUUUAGACAUUUUAAAUGGCUUCUCUUUGGAGCCUGUGUUAAAAUUGUAGUUCUCAAAAUGGGAAAAUGGCUGCAUGACAGCUCUCCAGCCAUCUGGUAGUAGUUUACAUUUUUCUCCCUGCCAGAGAAAGGGAAAUGAUAAUUACGAAAGAGUGAUUUCCUUGAUCUUAUGGUAUUCAUGCCCUCCUCUUAAAAUAUUUGUAAUACAUUUCAGAUCCUAGAUGCUAAUGAAGAAAUGGAUGUUUGAGAGAUAACUGUAUUGUAAAUUAACAUUUCCAUCAUCACCGAUACAUUCCAAUGUACAGUAAGUGAAAGAAGCUGCUAAAACGAUUACCGAAAGGCUCUUAAAAAAUGGGGGGGGGCAGCAGCACCCAUAAAUUAGAUCUGGAAUCUGACAUUACGUUGUGUAUGCCUAUAUAAAAAGUUGAGAUUAAAGGCCUGUUUUGUGAACACCACUCAUUUAAAAUUGCUGGAGAAAAUAAUUUUGAAUUUUGUUUUCACUAAAGCAUUGUGCCAAACUUUGAAAAAUAAAGCUUGUAAUUUCUAGAUAUGUUUUCCCUUUGUAAAUAUGAACGUUACAUGUUUGAGAAAUGUGUGGCAUUCAGAAUAUUUCAUUAAACAAAUCAUGAUCGUCUUA
Messenger RNA from Polypterus senegalus (gray bichir), 2885 nucleotides. RefSeq names its product sorting nexin 4 (gene snx4). Gene Ontology annotation, biological process: protein transport. Lineage: Eukaryota; Metazoa; Chordata; Cladistia; Polypteriformes; Polypteridae. Bases 62 to 1360 code for a protein of 432 amino acids. The transcript has 14 exons. The record is from RefSeq and is a predicted model, not a curated record. Gene Ontology annotation, molecular function: phosphatidylinositol binding.